UCUAGUGAGAUAAGAGCUCGCACCAGACAGACGCCACUAGCUCGCCAGACUGAACCCAGACGCGAACGGUCUCUCCAAUCAACCACGAACGAAGGGUUUUUCUGUCCUCUCCAAGUGCGCAGAACAACUUAUCUCGCCGAACAAUUCAGUGUCAGCAGCGCUGCAGUACCAGCCGCUUGUGCGCAGCUGAGGGUUCAGACUGGCUGGUGGGUCGCUGCCAGCAGUCAAAUGCCAUGGAAAAAAUCUAACCUCAACAACGCGAGCACCAGAGAGGCACGACGCAAACGUAUUAAAAGAGCCCAUCAGUUAUAUGUAUCGAUGUCGGGGCGACUGGCGGCCCUCGCCCUCGCGGCGUGCGCGGUGGCCGCGUGUGGCGCCGCCUGGUGGCGCAGGAGCAAGAAGCGGCCGCCCGCCGGGUGGCGCUGGCGCCGCGUGGGCGAGCUGGCCGAGCUGUACGUGUACCCGCUCAAGUCGGGCGGCGCGAUAGCCCUGCGCGAGGCCGAGUGCACGCAGCUGGGCGUGACCACCUCGGCGGCCGUCAGGGACAGAAUGUUUCUCGUCUUCAACGAAACGAACGGAGAGUUCAAGACAGCGCGCCAGAUGCCCCACAUGGUUCUGAUAAAGUUCAGAGCGGAAGACGACCACACUUUUGUUUUUGAAGCUCCAGAUAUGGAGCCGCUUACAGUCCGCAUCUCAGACGACAUGAUCUCUAAAAAGAGAACCUGCACGAUGUGGUUCGACGAGAAGGUCUCGGCGGUGGACUGCGGGGACGAGGCGGCCGCGUGGGUGUCGCGGUACGCGCUGAAGAAGGACUCGGGCCUCAGGCUGGGACACCACUUGGCGCCGCACCUCGCCAGGAGGAGGGCCUCCGUGCCGCCGUGGUCGCGCUACCAGAAGGCGUUCGGCAGGCUCGGCGACGAGGACAUGGGGGCCUUCGCGGACAUCACGAGCUACAUGCUGAUGACGGAGUCCUCGGUGGCGGCGGUGGGCGACAGGCUGCCCGGCCGCCGCGUGACGACUCUUCAGUUCCGCCCCAACCUGGUGGUGCGCGGGCCGCGGGCCUUCGAGGAGGACAGCUGGUCGUGGGUCAGGAUCGGCGAGCACGUCGUCCUGAAGACGGCUGCCCCCUGCACCAGAUGCAUCCUGACGUGCGUUGAUCCGGAAACUGGAAUCAUGGAUCCACAGAGAGAGCCACUGAAAACAUUAAAAACGUUCCGUCAGAUGACCGGCAGGAAGGAGAGGGAGGUGCUGGGAGACGCGCCCUUGCUCGGCGUGUACAUGGGGCUGUACUCACCCGGCAAGGUUUCCGUCGGCGACCCUGUUUACGUCGCCUAGACUUUGACACGAGUGUCUCGGGGUUCCUCGCACCUCCGAAGCAGUCUGGAAGAGCUACCGAAGAGUGCAUCGCACCUCGACGUCCAGUGUUUGGAGCAGCAUUUCCCAAACUGCGUCCUUCCCGGAACCCUUUAAUGAAUUUUUAUUUCUGCAAAUGGAACAGAUAUAUUCAUGUAAAAUAAUAGAUAUUUUUUAUUUGUACAUUUGCAUAAAACAAAUGUAUCACUAAGCAGUAAUACUGGGUGGCGAUUCUUACCUUGUGUUUUCCCAGUACUUGUCAUAGAUAAAGUUAUUUGUAAACCGUUCCCAAAAUAUCUUACCAGUAUUACUGCACACAUAAAUAAGAAUAAUACAACAAACAAAAUAAAUUCAAAUUAUUUAAUAUUCGAUAAGAUUUUUCUUGGUUAAAAUAAUUAUGCUUGAAUGAAACAUCAUUCUAAUAUACUCCCCAAUUUUCGUUAGAACUACUCAGUAUUAUCUCGAAACAUGUUAUAUAUAUAUAUAUGCAAAAAUAACCAUAGCCAUGUGUUGUAAAAAGUUACAAAAUAUUUCUUGUAGUGUACGAACUAUUUCUUGGCAAAUGAUUUCCAAAUGAAUUUUUUGUAAAUGUACAGAGCACCAUAACUCAUUCAAACGGUCUCCGACUGUGAUUGUAAUCAAUAUUACAAAAUUUAAAGGGAUUACUAAAAAAUUGAAAAAAAUUCUUUUUUUCUCCUAUUGUUUUACUGGAUCCAUUUCUGGAAUUAAGAGUGCAAACCCCGUGUUUAUAUGAAAGUGAAAGUGAUUGAAACAUGUCCAAAGUCAAUAAACUUCCAUACGACUUCACGAGAAAUUUGGAUUCCAAAAAGGCUCCGUGGUCAAAAAAGAUUGGGAACCUCUGGUUAAGAGUGACAUAUUGUCCCAUCUCGAGUGAGAAUAACACUGUGGUAUUUUUGCUUACUUACAUAUACUUUUUGUAGUUACUUGUUGUUAUUACUGGUAGAAAAUACUGAUGUAGAUGUGGUAACGGUUAACGUUUUUUUUUUGCCUAAGUGAAAACAAUUAAGUAAUUUAAUUUUUACGGAGAAAAUAUGCAGACUUUAAAGCGCACUCGUUUUCUACAGUAAGAUAACUCUGAUCAAUGGCGCAAAUCUGUAAGAUUCGCAAGGGGACACCCCCGUAAAAAAGAAGGGGAGGGGGGGUUGGCGCUGUCCAAAUGUUUUGCAUGUGGGCUUAAUUCACGGCCAUGUCAGGAUGGGGAGCUUGUUUGUUGUAUACUAGCCAUAUUUUGGCCUACAUAUAUGGAAUAAACAGAAAACUUUUAAAUGUACAGAAAGUUUUCCAUAAACAUAGUUUUUAUGGUAACAUUUAUCAACCCCGCUUCACAGUCACGCUUUUGCAAGCGCAAGUGGGCCCCUUCAGCGAGGGACUUGUUAUUUCCUGGGGGGAAGGGUGUCAGUCCUCCCUGGGAUCGACAACGACUACAAUUACAUCGGAUACGUGGUUUGUGGUUUGAAGCGGUUUGCACUGUUUAAUAUUUACAUUUCUAAAAUAUGCACAAAAAUUAUUUCAAUC
Bacillus rossius redtenbacheri is the source of this 2889-nucleotide messenger RNA. RefSeq names its product mitochondrial amidoxime-reducing component 1-like. The coding region runs from base 229 to 1335 and encodes 368 amino acids. The transcript has 9 exons. Gene Ontology annotation, molecular function: catalytic activity; molybdenum ion binding; pyridoxal phosphate binding. NCBI's taxonomy places the organism in Eukaryota, Metazoa, Arthropoda, Insecta, Phasmatodea, Bacillidae. The record is from RefSeq and is a predicted model, not a curated record.